Oncorhynchus nerka (sockeye salmon) is the source of this 1309-nucleotide messenger RNA. RefSeq names its product ciliary microtubule-associated protein 2-like. NCBI's taxonomy places the organism in Eukaryota, Metazoa, Chordata, Actinopteri, Salmoniformes, Salmonidae. The transcript is spliced from 10 exons. Bases 1 to 1191 code for a protein of 396 amino acids. The record is from RefSeq and is a predicted model, not a curated record.
AUGAGCAACAAAAAGUUCACAGGGGCUCCAUUUGGAACACAGUCUGCAAGGUUUGAUGUUUCAGGAGUCUACCCAUCCAAAAAGAAGAUUGGCACGUUCACAGAGAUCAACCACUGCAAGAGACUGAUAAGUGACUUGAAGCGUAACCUGGGUCCAGGUCGGUAUGAGGUGGACACAGGGGACUUCAGCCCCCAGGUAGUCCAGAGCAGGGCCAUGGGACCAGGAUGGAAGAGGGGGCAGGAGAUGGCCCAGCAGGCUCAGAUGCCCCACCUGCUGUAUAGAGACACAUGGUUGACCAACCGCUUCCUGAAGCAAACUACUCCAGGCCCAGGGACUUAUGGGAAGGGGGGCAUCCCAUCUGGGCUGCUGGAUGAGAGGAGGAGGAAGCCGAUUGGCUCCUGUCCCAUGAUGGACUUCAGUGCUGGAGUGGAACGCUUCCCAGACCUCAUAGUGGACUCUGGUCUGUGUCCUGGUACCUACAACUUACCGACCUUCACUGAGGUGCUCCUUAGUCGCCACAUCAGCAAACGAGGUCCCUACGACCUCUUCACUGGCCGACGAGACAAGCCAAUCACCUGUGGAUAUGUUGCUGCCCCGAAAAAAGCCAAUCUGAAUCUGGCUACGGUCGCCAAGCCAGCAAAGGUCUUAUGUGAGGACGUUCUGCGACCAGAGAAAAGACACCACGGCAAGUUUGGCACCCUAGAGCAGUACCCUUCCCUCCCUACAGAACGCAUCUACCUGGGUUCCCUGCCCCAGUACCCACGGCCAGCGCAGAGACACUCUGGUCAUGGAUUCUAUGAAGAUGUUGGUCUGCCCAAAGUGGAGAACCGCAACCCUCCUCCCUUCCUCUCCUCCUCUCCUCGUAUCACCCUGAGGGCCGAGAGGCUGAUGCAGGGGAACUAUACCACAGUAGGAGUGGGCCGUUACAACCUGGCUAAGAAGCGAACGAGGAAAAGUCUAAAGAAAAGCGUUAACGCUGGCUAUCGCUACGUCUUCAAGUCCCGCAUGCCCAGAUAUCUACAUGACCUGCACAAGGACAACUUCAACCAGGAGAGGCUGAAACCCAUCAACAUUCCCCCACAUAGGAUGCCCUAUUAUCGGCCGCCAGAUGAGGUUUCGGCCGCUGCAGCUCUACACUCCUCAGGACUCUGGUCUGUGUCCUGGUGCCUACAAUUUACCGACCUUCACUGAGGUGCUCCUCAGUCGCCACAUCAGCAAACGAGGACCCUACGACCUCUUCACUGGAGACGGAAUAAGAAGAAGACAUGCACAUGUAAAUAUUUACAGUGGAUCAUACCCAGGAUGUACU